Molecule: messenger RNA, 3862 nt
Organism: Brassica rapa (field mustard)
Lineage: Eukaryota; Viridiplantae; Streptophyta; Magnoliopsida; Brassicales; Brassicaceae
Product: probable carbohydrate esterase At4g34215
Source: RefSeq, a predicted model, not a curated record
UGCAGUCGUUAGAAACUUUAUGUUCCUUUUUGUUGUACGAUCAUGUAAAAUAAAACAAACAACAAACAAAAACAAGAUAGUGGCCAAUUGGCAAUGCAGUUUGUUUGAAUUUAAUCAAAAUAAUAUGAAUUAAACAAAUGAGAAAUAAUAUCAAAUAGCACUAAAACAACAUUUUAUCUCAAACUUUAUAUAAUGGGGAAGUUUUCCUAAAUAACACUUGUUAAAAGUUAUAAAAAGAAUUUUUAUAUUAUUAUAUUAGGUUUAGAGUUUAGGAUUCAAUAUUUAAUUGGUGGGUAGGAUUAGGGUUUAUAAGUUAGACUAAUUAAGUUUUUUCUUGUCAAAUCUCUAUAACAUUAUUUGAGAAUUUGAGAAUCUGGUUUCAUAUGUUUCACGCUCACAUUACUACUCACAAAAUCAAUUACAUGAAUACCCUUAAUGAAUAAAAAAUUAUACAAAUUUUUCAUUACUAACAGUUUUUUUAUUUCCUUUUUAAUGAAAAUUUUAUUUUCAUUUUCUAUAAAACCGUCUGAAUAAGAAAACGGAAAUAUACAAUAUAAAUAUUUUGUUUAUAUAAAACAAAUUUUAUUUUUAUUACUUUAUUUUCCUAAUUAAACAACAUAAAUAAAAAAGGAAAAAAUCAAUAAAUUUUCAAAAUAUAUAGGUUUAUAUAUAUACAUAUAUAUAUAUAUAUAUCUUAAACAUAAUUUAAAAAAUAACAAAAUAAAAUAAUUGAGAUAUUUGUUUUUAAGUAAACCUUUGUAUGAUUAUAUUUUUGAUCAAAUGAUUAAAAAAAAUUUCAAGAUUUCUCACAUCAGAUUCCUAAUUAAAAAGAAAAUACAAAAUUGUUAAACAAGAUUUUACUUAAAUUUUCAUGCAUACAGAUUAUAAAAUGUCUUCAAAUUACAAGUUAUUAACCAAUUAAUAGGAUUUAGUUAUUAUAUAUAUAUAUAUAUAUAUUCAUAUAUGUACAUAAAUUUUCAAAAAUAUUAAAUGCUAUGUUUAUUAAUUGUUUAUUAAUGCGAGGCCAACAUUAUAUUUUUAUUUUUCAACAACAUAUAUAAAAUUUUAUUAUAAUUGUUAAAUAUAUUUAGAGCUCUAAGAAUAUGAAUCAAACUAAAUGAAGUUAAAAAUAGUAAUUUAAUUUUAACUUUAUUAAAUUAAUUAAACCAGAAAACCGUUUUUCCAAUUUGAUAAAAUAUUCAAUUUGACAUACCCAAAAAUGGAUACUUGACUUUACUCUCUUGUGAUCGCCAGAUACUUGAUCAAAGUAUUAGGUGUUUAAAUGAGAAAAAUAAUUCGAAGGAGAAAAAGAUGAUGAGCAUAUAUGCCAAAGAUAAAGAGUUUACAAACCCAUGAUCAAAGUGUUUAUUAGUUAGUUUUGGGUUUGAUUUUCACAUUGUUGGAUUUUCAGAAUCAUGAACGAAGUAAAAAUCCUAAUAAAAUUCCAAUAUACUGGUUUCUUUUUGAGCAAAACUUCCAAUAUACAAUGAUUUUUGAAUGAAAUUUUUGGUUUAAGGUUUGCUGACAUUAGAAUCAUUCCUAUUGGUUUGAGUGGGAUUAGGUCAUUAUGUUAUGAAUUUUUAUUUUAUGUCACAGUUUAUUGUAAUACUCCAGCUCUGGAUUUGAAAUUAGUGAAAUAAAUAUUUUGAUGUUAAUCUUAAUACAAAAAAUAUUUAACAACAGUUAUAGGACGUAUGUAUAAUAUAUUUAAAAAUUUGGAAGCCAAAAUCAAUGUUUCAACCGGUUGUUCCCAGAAGUUUAUGCAAUUAUUAUUAACUAUUCAAUGUUUAAAAUCAUAUAUGUGUAGGAGUCGAGAUAUUAUAAGAUCAAGUUGUGCAUGAAAAGAUAUAAAAUCGGCCAGACUAAUUAGUCUUACUUAAUCUGAAAAGAAAAACAAGAAUUUUCAACUAAAUAGUACUAAGAAAGAGACAAAACAAGAAGACUAAGAAAGUAAAACACAUUAUUCUCUUGUGCAUCUUACUUCAACUAUGUCUUUAAUCUGAAUUUCUCGAUCUUAGUCUCCUCAUUUCGAAAACAAUGAACAAGAUCUUUUUCUACUUCAUCGUUUUUCUUCUUUCUCCACCACGAAUCCUUUCCCAAACCAUUCCAAGAAACAUCAGCAUUUUCAUAUUGGCCGGUCAAAGCAACAUGGCAGGUCGAGGCGGCGUUUAUAACGACUCCACCAAAAACAUCAUCGUGUGGGACGGUGUAAUUCCUCCCGAGUGUCGAUCAAACCCUUCAAUCCUCCACCUCACAGCUAAGCUUGAAUGGGAAGAAGCUAAAGAGCCACUCCAUGCUGAUAUUGACGUUAACAAGACUAAUGGUGUUGGACCGGGAAUGUCAUUUGCAAACCUGGUGGUAAACCGGUUUGAUAAGGUAGGUUUGGUUCCUUGCUCUGUAGGUGGGACUAAACUAAGCCAAUGGCAAAAGGGUGAGUUUCUUUACGAGGAGACAGUGAAAAGGGCCAAAGAAGCAGUGGCUAGUGGAGGUGGCUCGUACCAAGCAGUUUUGUGGUACCAAGGUGAGUCGGAUACGGUGGAUAUGGUGGAUGCUUCGGAUUAUAAAAGGAGACUAAUCAAGUUUUUCAAUGAUCUUCGAAGUGAUUUACAACAUCCAAAUCUUCCUAUUGUUCAGGUGGCUCUUGCUACAGGCGCAGGACCAUAUCUUGACGUGGUAAGGAAAGCACAACUGGAGACAGAUCUUGAGAACGUGAAUUGUGUUGAUGCAAUGGGUUUACCUCUUGAACCGGACGGUUUGCAUCUGACAACAUCUUCUCAGGUCCGGCUUGGUCAAAUGAUGGUUGAUGCUUUCUUGGCCAUUCGGCCCAUUCCUAGUUCAGCCAAAUUAUUCUCUGGCUUGUCUGUCCUUGUUCUGUUUCCGUUAUUCCUUUUAUAGUAUUCUUUUGGACCAACCUUAACAAUUUUGGAUACUUCCAAGAUAUAUUGUUCCAAUUAUUAGAGAGAAUCUUGGAGUUUUGCUAAACUUGAAUAAAAAUGGGCAUGGGUACAAUAUGACAUAUGAUUAUCAUCCUAUGCAUAUAGAUCCCCCAUGAUGUUAUGAUAUAAAAUAUAUUGGUUUAACAAUUAAAACAAACUUGAAUUAUUCGAUACAAUCCUAUACCAUACCACAUCUCUGAUUGGAUACGAUUUAAGAAAAAGCACACGACAAAAUAAUUAAAAUUAGCCAUAUACGUAUAUAUUUAUACAACCUAUAAACAUAUGUAACAAAAUGAGUAUGAAGUAGAACAAAAGAAAACUCGUUGAAAUGCACUAAGAAAUCAAACAUCAGACUUAUCAUUCAAAGAAUCAAAAGUUUUUUGGUGUAAUCUUCUUUCUUCAAGCUUUUUUGGUUUAAUGAAUCAACAUAUAUCCCCUCUUUCCGAGUGUGUGCGGUCAAUCUGUUUCAUGGACCAUUUGAUCUCAGACUAUGAUUCCAAUCCUGUCACUACGAACUCCCAACCCUAUACUCCAUCCAGCAACUGCACUUGUGUUUCCCAAGUGCUUCUUCACUCUCUACAUCCUCCAAGUAAUAUUCACAUGAUACAUCUUCACCAUUAGAGGUCAAAAAGAGUGUACCUUAACGGCUUCAAAACUCAGCCAUGAGUGUGUUCGAAGUGGCACAAAUGACUCCCAUAAAUUCGUUUUUGUUAAGCUACACAGCAAAUACUUUGUUUGUAUGUUACAUAAUCCAUCAAAUGAAAAUUUGUAACAUUGUAUACUUUUUCACCGUAGCUUAAUCUGAAGGCAACCAAAUGUAUAGCGAAGAAAAAAGAAAGGGAAUCGUUAGAGACAUGAAAUCUCCUAAGUACAAAAACCACAAGUCCCGAAGAUUAGUAUAUACUUAACUCCGGCAAUGGAUCAAA